This is a messenger RNA of Oppiella nova, 5438 nucleotides long. Lineage: Eukaryota; Metazoa; Arthropoda; Arachnida; Sarcoptiformes; Oppiidae. The record is from the annotation of a GenBank genome assembly.
ACUUAAAACAUCUCUUGUUAUCUGAUGACAAGAACUCGAUGUCUAAUAUGACAAACAAAUUCUGUGCGACAACUGCUAUAGAGAUAGCAUUAUGUGAUGUCAUUCAAGCGCUUGGAAUAAUUCCGGACGGAAUUAUGGGUCACUCUUUUGGUGAAAUAGCGGCCGCUUAUGCCGAUGGGUGUCUUAACACCAGAGAAGCUAUUAUGAUGACAUACUAUAGAGGGGUUGUGACAGAAAGUGAUAAAAGGAUACCGAAAGGACUGAUGGCUGUCGUCGGUCUGUCCUGGAAUGAGGCGAAGAAGUUGUGUCCAAAGGGGGCGAGUCCUGUCUGUAACAACGGAAAUGAUACUGUAGUUGUUUCCGGCUUAUACAAUGAGACCAAACAAAUGGUUGAAGACUUGACCAAAAAGGGAAUAUUCGUUCGCGAACUCCAAAGUCAUGACAUCCCAUAUCACAGCGAAUAUCUCAUUACUUGUGCUCAAAGACUGACGGAUGAACUCAAGAAAUACGUUCCAAAUCCGAAACCAAGAUCUAAGAAAUGGAUCUCGACUUCAGUUAUUGAAUCCGAACCAAAGGAAGAGCUAAGAUAUGCUUCGGCCGAGUAUUUCGUGAAUAACCUCAUAAGUCCCGUCUAUUUCUACAAUAAGUUUAAACACUUGCCGUCCGAUGCACUCAUCCUAGAGAUCGGACCGCACGGACUCUUCUCCAAAGUCUUCAAACACUUGCCGUCCGAUGCACUCAUACUAGAGAUCGGACCGCACGGACUCUUCUCCAAAGUCGUGAAGGAAACCCUCGAAUCGGGAACUUAUGUGUCGCUCAUUAAAAAGGAUGCAAACGAUACUAACCUCGAUAUGUUUUUGGGAUCAAUUGCAAAGUUAUAUGAAUUAGGGCUUAACCCUGUAAUCGAGAACCUGUACCCCAAAGUCGAAUGGCCUGUCCCUCGAAACACUCAAUCAAUCAGUUCUCUGUUGAAGUGGAAUCAUAACGACGGGUAUUAUGUAAAGAAAUACCCGGAUUUCCACUUCAGAUCUUCCGCCGCCGACUUAAAUGAAGUCAUUUACAUGACUCGCGCCCUAAAGUCCUUUCUGCCCGAACACGUCAUUGACGGCAAUAUCCUAUACCCCGCGACCGGGUAUCUGAUGCUCGCCUGGAAACGAAUGGCCGCCUCUUACGGACGGAUUUGGAAUCAGAUUCCUGUCGUCUUCGAAGACGUCCAGUUCAGGAGAGCUAUAUUCCUCGACUCGGAGGAGACUAGAAUUAAAGUGAAAUAUCAGGAACAUUCAGGCGAGUUUGCGAUCUACGAAAGCGGUCACAUGUCAUGUGUGGGCAAAAUACGGACAACCGAUGAAUAUUGUCUCAGCAUUCAGAACCUAUUGUUUGAUAACAACAAAGACUUUGAGGUGGAACUAAGUGGUGAUGAUAUCUACAAAGACUUGAAAAUCCUUGGCUACGAUUACGGACCUAAGUUUAGAAAAUUGAAGACAAUUCGGUCCAAAGACUUUAAGACCCUUCACGGGGAGGUUGAAUGGGACGGCAAUUGGAUCACAUUCAUGGACUCACUGUUACAGACCAUGGCUUUGGGACUGCCAUUCAAGAAGAUGAUGGUUCCAGUUAUGAUCAAAUCGUUGAGAUGUGAUCCGAAAGUGUUGUACGAAGCGGUCAAAGAGAAUAGAGUAACGGAACAGAAAGAGUUGGAUGUAAUCACUGACGAGAACUACGAUGAACUCAUGUCCAAAAAGGACAAACUUUCCGAUGAGAAGGAAGUGAACCUAUUGUUUGAUAACAACAAAGACUUUGAGGUGGAACUAAGUGGUGAUGAUAUCUACAAAGACUUGAAAAUCCUUGGCUACGAUUACGGACCUAAGUUUAGAAAAUUGAAGACAAUUCGGUCGAAAGACUUUAAGACCCUUCACGGGGAGGUUGAAUGGGACGGCAAUUGGAUCACAUUCAUGGACUCACUGUUACAGACCAUGGCUUUGGGACAGCCAUUCAAGAAGAUGAUGGUUCCAGUUAUGAUCAAAUCGUUGAGAUGUGACCCAAAAGUGCUGUACGAAGCGGUCAAAGAGAAUAAAGUGACGGAACAGAAGGAGUUGGAUGUAAUCACUGACGAGAAUUACGAUGAACUCAUGUCCAAAGAGGACAAACUUUCCAAUGAGAAGGAAGUGGUCGAUCUGAUGGACACUCAAAAUAUUGAAUACAUUGAGGAAAUGUUUAGCAAUCAGUUUCAUAAUUAUAAGUCAAUACUUCCUUUUCAUGUGGACAUGAAUUCACGAAUGAUUGUCACAAAAGGCAUAGAAUUGGAGGAUUUAAUGGCUCUGCCGAUGCCUCGGAAGACUAAUUUACAAGAUAUGAAACUAGAGUCCUAUCAGUUCAUUGCUAAUGAAGAUAAUAAUGCCAUCGAAGAGAGCGCUAAAACUACAGUUUCUGAAUAUAUUAAGGUCUGCACGACAUUCAUGCAUAAAAUCAAACAAAUGAUUGACUGCAAAGACCAUAAGACGGACCUAGACGAUGAUCUCUUGAAGCAAUACAUGGCAAACAUAAAAGAUGAACAAAUUUUACUCAAACUAUUGAAUGAAUUGUAUAAAGAGCUGACCGAUGAAAAUCAAAAUAUAGUAGAGAGUGAAAAAUUUGUGAAUACUAUUGUGACAAAACCAGAGUUUGAUAUGAGUUUAGAUGUAAUAAAUGAGGUCUCGAAGAACGAGCACUUGAUUCGCUCUCUUCUCGAUAUUGUCAGCGAGAAUAAUGUCCCCAAAAAAGAGAUCAAAGUUUUGGAAAUUAAUUUAACAAAUGGUUUGAUGGCCAGAGAAGUGGACUUUCAUUUGGCUUCGGCUGCUAUCUAUCCAAUUGAUGUUAACUAUACUAUUGCUGUUAAAUCUACUAAUGGUUUGCCUGAAAUCUAUAGAAACAAGUCGUUCAAAAUGAUUGAAUGGAAUCCAAAGGAAAGUCAGUCUGACUUUCCACCAGAUUAUGUGACGCCAACGGAUCUCAUAAUCCUUAAGGAUUCACACGAGUUAUGGUCUUUGGAUUUAGAGAAUCACUUGCAGUCAAUGGUAGACAUAAUCCUUAAUAAAGGCUUUUUGUUGACUGUAUUCAGACAUAAGUUCACAGAACCGGAGCUAACUCUGAACUCAAUGAACGGAAAACUCGAGAAUUCAAACCUAGAGAAGAGAAUCAUUGAGUAUAUAAUGACUGCAGAAAAGUUUGGAUUUGUUAUAAUCGCUAAGAAAUGCGAUACAAUUGGAUCGACGAGUUUGCUGUUCAGGAAAGUCCUCUACGAACCAACGGUUCCCCAUUCGGACCAUAUCGUCGAAAUCAAGUCCGACUGUAAGCUAUGGUUUGAUAAACUUAAGAAAAAAUUGGCUGAAAAUGCAGCCGAAGAUAAAAGGGUUGAGACUAUUUGGCUGAUGGCUAAUGACAGCCAAAGCAAUGGCAUUGUGGGACUCAUUAAUUGUCUGAGGCUUGAACCCGGAGGCGAUAAAAUCCGGUGUAUCUUUGACUGCAAUCAUCUGAUCGAUAAGAUUGACUUUAAUGUUAAGCCAUUCUCGGAUAUUUUGUCAAUGGAUUUGGCAAUUAAUGUCAUACGAAACGGAAAGUUGGGCUCUUAUAGGCACUUAACUCUACCACAAAAUUAUGAUAAAAUCAAAUCAAACGAAUAUUAUCUGAAUACUGGUCAGAAGCAAGACCUGUCGAGUCUUCAAUGGUUUGAUUUAAACAAAAUGUUGACCGAAAAGACAGAGGGAUAUGAUUUGGACAACAAGAAAGUAAAUUAUGUGAAAUGCAAAAUCUAUAGCUCCGGUAUCAACUUUAGAGAUGUUAUGACUGCAACCGGUCGCAUAACAUCGGGACCUUUGAGUCUAUUUACUGAUUGUUUGAUUGGGUUUGAGUUCGCGGGCCGUCGUAUAGAUACCGGGGAAAGGGUCUGCGGUUUUGAUGUGAGCCGUUGUUUCGCCACAAGUAUUAACGCCAUUGAGCGCAUGACUUCCACUAUACCUGAUAAUUGGUCAAUGGAUGAUGUGGUCACUAUUUUGUCCACUUAUAGCACUGUAUGGUAUGGAUUACUCGAAAGGGCAUCACUCAGACCUAAUGAAAAGGUGUUAAUACAUUCAGGAGCUGGAGGUGUGGGUCAGGCGGCCAUAAAUGUUUGUAAAUUUUAUAAUUGCGAUAUCUUUGUGACGGUUGGCACUGAAGAUAAGAAACAGUUUUUGAUAACUGAAUACAAUAUCCCAGAGAACAGAAUAUUCAGUUCAAGAGAUAUUCAGUUUAAGUACAAAAUUAAGUCAAUAACAGAUGGAAGAGGAGUGGAUGUGGUCCUCAACUCUUUAACCGGCGAUAAACUUGAAGCCAGUUAUGAUUGUGUCGCAGAUUGCGGUCGGUUUGUAGAGAUCGGCAAAUAUGACCUCCAAAUGAACAAACAGUUGGGAAUGUUUGCCUUCUUGAGAGACAUCUCUUUCAUCGGAGUAUCAGUCGAUAGGAAACUGUUCAUAACUGAGGGCUAUAUCGAUAAGUGGUGGAAAUGGAUGCAUGAGAACAGUAACAACGGAAUGAUUAAACCAAUCAAUAAGACUGUCUUUAAGGCAGAGGAGGCGGAAAAAGCGAUCAGAUAUAUGACAACCGGUAAACAUAUGGGAAAAAUUAUUAUUAAGAUUAGAGAUGAAGAAAGUGACAGAAAAGUUGCAAAAACUAACUUCAAUUCAUCUUCAGUUCUCACUUCAACCGUUAAAACAUAUUUCGAUUCAAAUAAGAGUUAUAUAAUAACCGGCGGUUUAGGAGGCUUUGGGUUAGAGUUGACGCAUUGGAUGAUAUCAUUGGGGGCGAGAAAAUUUGUAUUAACCUCAAGAAAUGGCAUCAAAUCUGAUUAUCAGAAAUUCAUUUUCAAAAGAAUUGAAUCCUUAAGUGAAAGAUUCAAAAUGUUUGGCACAAAGAUUAUCGUGUGGUCUAAACCCACCGAUACUAUGAAGGGAUCCAAAGACUUAAUAGCAGAAGCAAAUAGUUUGGCACCAAUUGGAGGCAUAUUUCACUUAUCAGUAGUACUUAAUGACUGUCUAUUUGGAAAUCAUAACAUCAAUCAAUAUAAGGAAACAAUUGAUUCAAAGAUCAAAGCAUUUGAGAAUUUGGAUAAAAUAACCCGAGAGUUGAGCAUAAAUUUGGAUUACUUUGUGGUGUUUUCAUCGGUGAGUUGUGGUAAAGGAAACGCCGGACAAUCCAACUAUGGUUUCGCUAACUCUGUCUGCGAACGCAUCUGUGAGUCCAGACGUAGGGAUGGAUUACACGGUUUGGCCAUUCAAUGGGGACCUAUCGGCGACGUCGGAGUACUGGCCGAUUCAGAUGUCAUGAGUCCUUUGGCUGGGAUUGUGAAACAGAGAAUCAAUUCUUGUUUAGAUAUUUUGGAUAAAUUACUGCAAACACAGCAUUCAGUUGUGUCUUGUAUUGUAAGUACU